Molecule: messenger RNA, 2955 nt
Organism: Fragaria vesca subsp. vesca
Lineage: Eukaryota; Viridiplantae; Streptophyta; Magnoliopsida; Rosales; Rosaceae
Product: putative pentatricopeptide repeat-containing protein At5g09950-like
Exons: 1
Coding region: 1-2955 (984 amino acids)
Biological process (GO): RNA modification
Molecular function (GO): RNA binding; zinc ion binding; protein binding
Source: RefSeq, a predicted model, not a curated record
AUGGAAUGUGACCUAAUUGUUCUGGGAGUGUCACCGGGUUUUGGAGCCCGGUUAUUGCCAAUUUGCCAGAGACCCACUACUUAUUCAGUUGGAUUGCAUAGCAAGAUUAGUCCCAGUGUCAGGUCAUUGUUGCUGUCUAGAUUAAAGUCAUGUUCUUGUGCUGUGGUGAAUGUUGUCGAGUCGAAUCCAAUCAGUGAUGUGACUCAAAAGCAUGCCCGAAACUCGGAGGAAAGGGUUCAUCAGGUAGGAUUAGAUAAUAGGAAUGUGGGUGAUCAGGGAAUAGUUGGAGGCAAUGUGAAAGCCAGGUCUUUAGUUUGGGAUGGGAAGAAGAGGCUUAUACAGUAUUCUGGGAUGCUUAGAACAUGUGCUUCACAAGGGGCUUUGAAUGAGGGGAAGGCUAUUCACGGGCAGGUGAUAAAGAAUGGGAUACACCCGGAUAUGCAUUUGUGGGUUUCGUUGGUUAAUGUUUACUCGAAAUGUGGGGAUUCUCUGUAUGCCCGCAAAGUGCUUGGUGAGAUGCCUGAUCGAGAUGUUGUGUCGUGGACUACUUUGAUUCAUGGGUUUGUGGUCAAAGGUUUGGGUGUCGAUGCUGUUAAUUUGUUCUGUGAGAUGAAGAAAGAUGAUACAAGAGCAAAUGACUUUUCCUUGGCUACUGGUUUGAAAGCGUGUUCUUUGUGCUUAGAUUUAGGCUUUGGAAAACAGUUGCAUGCAGAAGCAGUGAAAGCGGGGUUCUUCUCGGAUGAUUUUGUUGGGUCUGCUCUCGUUGAUCUUUAUGCAAAAUGUGGUCAGCUGGAACUUGCCAAUAAAGUGUUAUUUUGUAUGCCUGAGCAGAAUGUUGUAUCAUGGAAUGCCUUGCUAAAUGGGUAUGCUCAGGAAGGUAAUGGAAACCAAGUUCUGAAAUUGUUCUGCAAAAUGACGGAAUUAGAUAUGAGGUUAAAUAAGUUCACCUUGUCUACUGUCCUCAAAGGUUGUGCAAAUGUAGAAAAUUUGAGAGCAGGUCGGGUUGUGCAUUCUUUGGUUGUCAAGGUUGGGUUUGAGGUUGAUGAAUUUCUGGGUUGCAGUCUUGUCGAUAUGUAUUCCAAGUGUCGAAUGGCAAUUGAUGCGGUAAAAGUAUUCAGGACAAUUAAAGAUCCUGAUGUAGUGGCCUGGAGCGCAAUUAUCACUUGCCUUGAUCAACAAGGGCAAUACCAGGAAAUGGCUCGACUAUUUCAUUCAAUGAUAAGCACAGGCAUCUCACCGAACCAAUUUACCCUUUCUAGUAUCAUUAGUGCUGCCACUGAUCUUGGUGACCUCCGCUUUGGUGAGAGCAUCCAUACUCUUAUAUGGAAAUAUGGCUAUGAAUCUGAUCUUCCAGUCAGCAAUGCUCUAAUCACAAUGUAUAUGAAAAUUGGAUGUGUGAAAAAUGGUGCUCAGGUUUUUGAGGCAAUGACAGAACAUGAUCUGAUUUCAUGGAAUGCCCUUCUAUCAGGAGCACACGACCUAGGUCCAAGAGUGUUCCACCAAAUGCUCGCUGAAGGUCGCAAGCCCAACAUGUACUCCUUCAUCAGUAUUUUAAGAUCCUGUUCUAGCCUCUUGGAUGCAGACCUCGGGAAACAAGUGCAUUCCCAUAUUAUCAAAACAAGCCUCCAUGAUAAUGACUUUGUUGGGACGGCUCUCAUUGACAUGUAUGCCAAAAGCAGGUUACUAGAUGAUGCUGUUAUAGCUUUCAGUAGAUUGAGUAAUCGAGAUCUCUUCUCUUGGACAGUCAUCAUUACUGGUUAUGUACAGAGUGAUCAAGCAGAGAAAGCUGUUGCUUCUUUCAGUCAGAUGCAACAAGAAGGAGUGAAGCCAAAUGAGUUUACUCUUGCGGGCUGUUUGAGUGCUUGCUCCCGUAUAGCUAUGCUGGAAAAUGGGCGGCAGCUCCAUUCGAUGGCAAUUAAGUCAGGGCAUUUAGAAGAUUUGUUUGUUGGGAGUGCACUAGUUGAUAUGUAUGCAAAGUGUGGAUGCAUAGCUGAUGCUGAGGGUACAUUUGAGGCUUUGGCUUCUAGGGAUACAGUCUCAUGGAACAUCAUGAUUUGUGGAUACUCUCAAUAUGGCCAAGGCGAGAAGGCUCUGGAAGCUUUUUCGAUAAUGUUAGACGAAGGCGCCGUGCCAGAUGAGAUCACUUUCAUCGGUGUUCUUUCAGCUUGUAGUCACCUGGGUUUGGUCGAAGAAGGGAAAAAGCACUUUGACUCACUUAGCAAAGUUUUCCAGAUCAUUCCUACCAUUGAGCAUUAUGCUUGUAUGGUUGAUAUUCUUGGUAGUGCUGGGAAAUUUGAUGAGGUUGAAAGCUUCAUUGAGACAAUGAAACUGACACCAUAUGCCAUUAUUUGGGAGACUGUUCUUGGAGCUUGUAAGAAGUAUGGAAAUGUGGAUUUUGGUGAAACAGCUGCAGGAAAGCUUUUUGAGCUUGAACCUGAGAUGGGUUCGACUUAUAUAUUGCUGUCAAAUAUCUAUGCAAAUAAAGGUAGGUGGGACGAUGUUAGAAAAGUCAGGACAUUAAUGUCCAGCCAGGGUAUUAAAAAGGAGCCUGGUUGUAGCUGGGUUGAAGUUGAUGGAAAAGUUCACACUUUUGUCUCUCAUGAUGGUUCGCAUCCAAAAAUCAAGGAAAUCCAUCUGAAAUUGGAGGAACUAGGUGAAAAGCUGACUUCAGUUGGUUAUGUACCAGACACAGAGAACGUUCUCCACGAUAUCACCGAGCGAGAAAAAAAGGAACAUCUCCAAUAUCACAGUGAAAGGUUGGCUCUUGCGUAUGCCCUCCUAAGCACCGAUCCUGUAAAAACUAUUCAUAUUUUCAAAAAUCUACGCAUAUGUGGGGACUGCCAUGAUGUUAUGAAGCUCAUCUCAGACAUCACAAAUAGGGAGAUAAUUGUUCGUGACAUCAAGCGGUUUCAUGAUUUUAAGAAUGGCACUUGCUCCUGUCAAGACUCCUGGUGA